This is a messenger RNA of Pteronotus mesoamericanus, 2932 nucleotides long. RefSeq names its product MDM4 regulator of p53 (gene MDM4). Gene Ontology annotation, molecular function: ubiquitin-protein transferase activity. The record is from RefSeq and is a predicted model, not a curated record. Gene Ontology annotation, biological process: protein ubiquitination; regulation of cell cycle; negative regulation of apoptotic process. Gene Ontology annotation, cellular component: nucleus. The transcript is spliced from 11 exons. Bases 136 to 1611 code for a protein of 491 amino acids. NCBI's taxonomy places the organism in Eukaryota, Metazoa, Chordata, Mammalia, Chiroptera, Mormoopidae.
CGGAAAUUGCGCUCUCAUUGCUCGCUGUUUCAAAUUGCUGCUGGUCCUUGAGGAUCUUUGACGUCCUCUUCCCCGCGGGCUCGGUGUGAGAGCGGCCGUAAGAUUUAUCAACAGGCUAAUUUCCUCACUGCCAAAAUGGCAUCACUUUCUACCUCCGCCCAGUGUUCAACGCCUGACAGUGCUUGCAGGAACUCUCCAAGACAAAUCAAGCAGGUACGACCAAAACUGCCACUUCUGAAGAUUUUGCAGGCAGCAGGUGCACAAGGUGAAAUCUUCACUGUUACCGAGGUCAUGCACUAUCUAGGCCAGUAUAUAACAAUGAAGCAGCUGUAUGAUCCACGGGAGCAGCAUAUGGUAUAUUGUGGUGGAGAUCUUUUGGGAGAACUCCUAGGAUGUCAGAGCUUCUCUGUGAAAGAUCCAAGCCCUCUCUAUGCCAUGCUAAGAAGGAAUCUUGUUGCUUUAACCACUGCUACUGCAGAUGCUGCUCAGACUCUCGCUAUCGCACAGGAUCAAAAUCUGGAUAUUCCAAGUCAAGACCAACUGAAGCAAAGUGCAGAGGAAAGUUCCAGUUCCAGGAAAGGUACUGAAGAAGGCAAUAUUCCCACACUGGCUACCUUACAGUACAAAUGCACAAAUUCUAGAGAAAAUGAAGACUUGAUAGACAAUUUAACCCAAGAUGAGACAUCUAGGCUGGACCUCGGGCUUGAGGAGUGGGAUGUAGCCGGCCUGCCUUGGUGGUUUUUAGGAAAUUUGAGAAACAAUUAUACACCUAGAAGUAAUGCCUCAACUGAUUUACAGACAAAUCGGGAUGUAGGUACUGCCAUUGUUUCAGAUACGACAGAUGACGUGUGGUUUUUGAAUGAGUCAGUAUCAGAGCAGUUUGGUGUUGGAAUAAAAGUUGAAGCUGCUGAUACUGAACAAACAAGUGAAGAAGUAGGGAAAGUGAGAGACAAAAUGGUGAUUGAAGCAGGAAACAGUGAUGACCUUGAGGACUCUCAGUCCAUAUGUGAUGAUACUGAUGUAGAGGUUGCCUCGGAGGAUGAAUGGCAGUGUACUGAGUGCAAGAAAUUUAACUCUCCAAGCAAGAGGUACUGUUUUCGGUGCUGGGCCUUGAGGAAGGACUGGUAUUCAGAUUGUUCUAAGUUAACCCACUCUCUAUCCACGUCUGACAUCACUGCCAUACCCGAAGAGAAGGAAAAUGAAGGAAUCGAUGUCCCUGAUUGUCGAAGAACCAUAUCAGCCCCUGUUGUUAUACCUAAAGAUGGAUAUAGAAAAGAAGAAAACCCCAGACUCUUUGAUUCCUGCACUUCAGUGGAAUUCUUGGAUUUGGCUCAUAGAUCUGAAAGCCAAGAGACCAUAUCAAGCAUUGGAGAACAAUCAGCUGAUCUUUUUAAACAGAGAACAGCUGUAGGAAACAUGGAGGAUUGCCGGAAUCUUUUGAAGCCAUGUAGUCUGUGUGAGAAAAGACCACGAGACGGGAACAUUAUUCAUGGAAGGACGAGCCAUCUUGUUACUUGUUUUCACUGUGCCAGAAGAUUAAAGAAGGCUGGGGCUUCAUGCCCCAUUUGCAAGAAAGAGAUCCAGUUGGUUAUUAGGGUUUUUAUAGCUUAGCUGAAUCAAUGAAUUACAAAAAUAUUAAGAGCCUGACCAUGUAGCAAUGUCAGUACUGAGCAUUUCCACUCAGUGUGACCCAUUGUAUCAUUCAGGUAUACAGUCUAGUGGUUAAAUACAUAACUUAACAAAGUGAUCCCCACAGAAGUCUAGUACCCACCUGACACCAUACAUACUUAUUACAAUAUGGCUGACUGUAUUCCUUAUGCUGUACUUUACAUCCUGUUAGGGAAUGUUCUUAGAUAUCAAAGUCCAGGUGGCUAUUGAAAAUACUAAAGCUAACAGUGAAAAACACAUAAUUUGAUAAGUUAUGUUGGCAAUCAGGCUGCACGGUGCAUAGAAGCCAAAGUCUUAAGGAGGUUUUUUCCAUGUGUGUCUAGAAUGAUGCUGUCAAAAUUUUUUUGCUAAGAGACCACUAUUUUAUGUACUUAGAGUACAUAAAAUCUUUUGCACACGUUAAAAAUGAUAGUAUAAUUAGCAAACAAUAGUGUUCCCUUCUGUAGACAUCUGAGUAACUACACAAAAGAAGCUCUAGAAGAACAUUUCUGUCACCUCAGUAUUCUCUUGUGCCCCUUUCCGGGCAGACCUCCAUUUCAUGGCGCUUGCCCUAGAUUAGUUUUCCUUCUUGCACAUGUUUACUUUGAUACCUAAAUUUUAAGAAUAAAUUUAAGUACUUACAAUGAGUAUACUAUCCAAUACAUUGUAUAUAUGCUUUAAAGAUACUUUUAGUCAAAGAUUUGGAGCUGCAGAUUAAGCUCAUUGCAUUUUUUAAAAGUAUAUUUUAUUGAUUUUUACAGUUGUCCAUUUUUUUCUCCCCUUUCUCCCCCGCCACCCCCUCAUUACCAUACCCCCCCUUAGUUCCUGUCCAUGGACUGUACAUAUAGGUUCUUUGGCUUCUCCAUUUCCUAUACUAUUCUUAACUUCCCCGUCUAUUUUGUGCCUACCAAUUAUGCUUCUUAUUCCCUCUACCUUUUCCCCCAUUCUCCGCUCACUCCUUCCCUACUGAUAACCCUCCACGUGAUCUCCCAUUUCUGUGAUUCUGUCCCUGUUCUAGUUGCUUGGUUUGUUUUUUUGUUUUUUUAGGUUCAGUUAUUGAUAGUUGUGAGUUUGGUAUUAUUGUACUGUUUAUAGUUUUCAUCAUCUUUUUCUUAGAUAAGCCCCUUUAACAUUUCAUAUAAUAAGGGCUUGAUGAUGAUGAACUCCUUUAACUCUGUCUUGUCUGGGAAGCACUUUAUCUGCCCUUCCAUGCUAAAUGAUAGCUUUGCUGGGUAGAGUAAUCUUGGAUGUAGGCCCUUGCCUUUUAUGACUUUGAAUACUUCUU